GAAAACAGCAAUUAGCUAGGGGGCUGAAUGCUGACCGUCAACGAUAGUGGCUUCUCUCGCUAGUCUCUCGCCCACGCAGCGCAGCCAUGGAGCUAGGGUUCCGACGGGUGGCGGCUACAGUAGAGCAAGCUGCAGGGUCCGUCGGUGGGCGGCGACCGCGGCACCCAGCAGAGUCGAACGUGCGGACGCUCCCAUUCCCAGGACGUAUCGGACUCGGAUCCUGCAUUGUGAAUUUAGGAAGCGAAAAUAUCUUGGGAGCCGCCGCCGCCGCCGCCGCUCUCGUGGUGGUUCAGGACUUCAAAAGGUACUAGGUGAAGGCACUUCAAGAUGGGCGAGGUACACGAAGCUGACAAGAACAUUGAGAUCUGGAGGGUGAAGAAGUUAAUCAAGGCACUUGAUGCUGCAAGGGGCAAUGGCACUAGCAUGAUUUCUCUGAUCAUGCCACCUCGUGAUCAGAUUGCACGCGUCACUAAGAUGCUGGGUGAUGAGUACGGAACUGCCUCAAACAUCAAGAGCAGAGUCAACAGACAGUCUGUGUUGGCUGCCAUAACCUCGGCUCAACAGAGGUUGAAGCUUUACAGUCGAGUUCCCCCCAAUGGUUUGGUGCUCUAUACUGGUACCAUUGUCACCGAUGAUGGCAAGGAGAAGAAGGUUACCUUUGACUUCGAGCCAUUUAGGCCCAUUAAUGCUUCCCUGUAUCUCUGUGACAACAAGUUCCACACUGAGUCCCUGAACGAGCUUCUGACGUCUGAUGACAAGUUUGGUUUCAUAAUCAUCGAUGGCAAUGGUACACUGUAUGGUACACUGAGCGGAAACAGCAGGGAGGUUCUGUACAAGUUCAGUGUUGAUCUUCCAAAGAAGCAUGGGCGAGGAGGGCAAUCAGCAGUCCGCUUUGCCCGCCUGCGCAUGGAGAGGCGACACAAUUACCUGCGCAAGGUUGCUGAGCUUGCGACACAAUACUUCAUCAAUCCUGGCACCAACCAGCCGAACAUCGUUGGGCUUAUUCUUGCCGGUUCUGCUGACUUCAAGAGCGAGCUGGGUAAAUCUGAGAUGUUCGAUCCACGCCUUCAGGCCAAAGUAGUGAAGAUGAUUGACGUGUCUUAUGGUGGGGACAGCGGCUUCAACCAAGCCAUCGAGAUGUCUGCCGAGGUUCUUUCUGAUGUUAAGUUUGUCCAAGAAAAGAAGCUGAUCGGGAAGUACUUCGAGGAGAUAAGCCAAGACACAGGGAAGUACGUCCUUGGCAUCCAGGACACCAUCACAGCCCUGGAAAUGGGCGCGGUAGAGAUCCUGAUCGUGUGGGAAAACCUUGAUGUCAGGCGUUAUGAGCUCAAGAACAGUGCCACAGGAGAGACAGUCGUGAAGUACCUGAACCCAGCUCAGGAGGCUGACCAGAGCAACUUCACUGACGAGGCGACAUCCGGAGAUCUGGAGGUCAUUGACAACACGCAGCUGCUGGAGUGGUUCGCGGAGAACUACCACCAGUUCGGCUGCACGCUGGAGUUCGUCACCAACAAGUCACAGGAAGGUUCUCAGUUCUGCCGGGGAUUCGGCGGGAUUGGUGGGAUCCUUCGCUACCCAGCCGACGUCAGUGCCUACCAGGACGGUGACUUGUCUGAUGGGGAGUAUGAUGAAGACUUGGAAUAGCAAUCAACCAGAACUCAAAUGAAUCCGGUCCGGGAGGAGCCUGCGCUGGCCCGGGCCGUGCCGGGGGGGGGAACCCUGAAACUUCCAAACGAUCGGUGCAAGGAGACCAUGGUGGAGGAUCUGUAGGGAAGGAGGCUUGAGCAACUUAUAUAGGAUAUAUAUAUGGAAGCUUGUCAAGCUGGUGAGUGGUGACUUUGGAGACGGUGUUUUGCUCUGUUGAUCCGAGCUUGCAGUCUGGUGCUACUAGGAAUCAGCCGUGGACGCUGCCUUCUGUUGGUCAGGAGAGCCUAUAAUCGAUCAACUAGCAUCCUAUUAGUAUUGGGUUGGUGCCAGUAGUAUGGUGAAUAAAAUACCUGGAGGACUCCCGAGGUUGCACGUUCGCUUUAUGACGUGCGUGAUAUCUAUGAUUGUGAAAAUGUCUGUGACCUGUCAUUUCUUAUAAUCCAUUCUCUCGUUGUUGUGGAUUGAGGCAAUA
Molecule: messenger RNA, 2119 nt
Organism: Zea mays
Lineage: Eukaryota; Viridiplantae; Streptophyta; Magnoliopsida; Poales; Poaceae
Product: eukaryotic peptide chain release factor subunit 1-1
Exons: 4
Coding region: 328-1644 (438 amino acids)
Biological process (GO): translational termination
Molecular function (GO): translation release factor activity
Source: RefSeq, a predicted model, not a curated record